Triticum aestivum (bread wheat) is the source of this 300-nucleotide messenger RNA. RefSeq names its product eukaryotic translation initiation factor 3 subunit B-like. The coding region runs from base 1 to 300 and encodes 99 amino acids. Gene Ontology annotation, biological process: translational initiation. Gene Ontology annotation, cellular component: eukaryotic translation initiation factor 3 complex. Gene Ontology annotation, molecular function: RNA binding; translation initiation factor binding; translation initiation factor activity. The record is from RefSeq and is a predicted model, not a curated record. The transcript is spliced from 3 exons. Lineage: Eukaryota; Viridiplantae; Streptophyta; Magnoliopsida; Poales; Poaceae.
AUGGCCAUAGAAGAGCAGUUGGAGUUCUACAAUUUCGAUGAUCUUGAGACCAUGGCCACAAAAGAGCAUUCUAUGGUGACUGAUGUCAGGAGGGAUCCCACUGGAAGAUAUGUUGCAACUGCAUUGACUGUCCAUGGGAGGGAAAGCAAUCAAAUAUGGUCUUUCACAGGCAAGCAGAUUUACAAGGUGACAAAGAAACAAUUUUCCCAGUUCGAAUGGCGCCCAAGGCCACCUUCACUGCUUACUCUUGCGAAGGAGGAGGAAAUUUCAAUGAAUGAUUGUUGCAGUUCCAAUGAAUAA